Molecule: messenger RNA, 9185 nt
Organism: Gambusia affinis (western mosquitofish)
Lineage: Eukaryota; Metazoa; Chordata; Actinopteri; Cyprinodontiformes; Poeciliidae
Gene: dnaaf9
Product: dynein axonemal assembly factor 9
Exons: 37
Coding region: 108-3533 (1141 amino acids)
Source: RefSeq, a predicted model, not a curated record
UCGACUUUCUCCAGGGUGAUGGAGAGAAAUAUGUAUUAAGUCGGCCUGAAAACGUUCAAACCCAACGGUGAUCGCUUGAUCUUUGUGCUCUGUGACAAGGCACAGCUAUGGCCGGUAUACGUAGAGUAAAUGGGAAAUUGUCUGGAGUUAACCCCGCUGUCAGUUGCUCUCGCCUGCGUCAGGUUCAAGCCCUGCUCUGCGAAGGAGACAGCCUCACCCCUGAUGGCAUUUUGUGCUCUCUCGGAAUAGACAGCAGAUAUAACGAGGGAUGCACAGAGCUGGCAAAAUAUCUUUUCUAUGGGCUGUAUGAACGGAGCCAGCCAAACCUGGAGCAUGCCUUUGAUGACGUUCCUGAGGAAAUGCUGGACGACGUGAUCCUACUGAUAAAGGCAGAGUGCGUCCAUCUCUACUGCAACCCGCUGAACUACAGUUACCUGUUGCCUUAUGUGUCACACUGGAGGAACCUGCAGCUCUACUGCAUGACAGAGACUGAGUAUGAAGACGAAGAAGCAGCGGAAGAGUUCAAAAUCUCCAGCUUUGUCACGAUGGUGCAGGACUGCCAGCGCAUUGGGGUUGCAUACAGCUCCCAGGGGCACAUCCAGAAGUUUGAUGUGUUUAUGGUGGAAAAGUGGCCCCUGAUUCAAGCAUUUGCCCUUGAAGGGAUAGGCGGUGGGAGCUUUUUUACCAUCAAAUACAAGAUUGUGGAAAUGAGUGAGAAGCUGUGGCAGGUUUACACCAGACUCGACCCAGUGUCCCUGGAUAAUCUCUUAACAGAGGACCUGGGAAUCUUUGAGAAGCAGUGGAGCAACUUCUUCUCCCGCAUCGACCUGGAGAGUCAUCUCUCCAUCUUGGAUCUGUCUGAGGCACAGGCAGGAGAGGCUUUCCGUACUUUCUACUGCCACGGGCUGAUUUCAAACAACAUCUCAGAUAAAAGUAAAAGUCGGCAGCCCUUCGUGCUGUUUGGGAAGCACUCCACCUCUGAGGACCUGGAGAACAUUUCCUUCAACUUUCCCUCAGAGAGUCAUCAGGUCCGCAACACGGGGCCUCAGGGUUCUGCUGCCAGACACAUGAUUCUCCAGUGUGUGGCCCCCAAAGGCCCUUUGUCCUGUUCACGAACAUAUUUCUUUGGGACUUCUCAUACCCCGUAUCUUGGGAUUCAGAUGCCAGAGCAAAAGAAAACCGAAGUCUUAGUAGCAUCACAGAUUUACUCUGCUGUGGUUCAAGGAGUCUUCUCUGGAAUAAAAUGCUACUCCACUACUUCCAGUUUUACCGAGGCUGAAGAUGAUGCGGUGAACUCGUUUCUUCUGGCGUUGGACUCGAUGGGUUUCGGCCACUAUCGCACUCAUCUCAGGUCAAAAUGUGAAUUCAGCAUUCAAGCCACAAAUAAUCGAGGAGUUGUAAUUCCCCUGACUGACGAAGGCAGCCGUUAUCUAGUCAAAACGGCUUCCCUGAUCGUCAGAGACAUCCCAGACCUGCAGGAGAACAGGGGAGAGUUUGGCACUGUGCUCUACUCUGAAUCUUUUCUGGAGUCCAGCAUCAACAUUCAGCAGAGAGAUGGCACUGUGUCCUCAGACAGCUGCUACGCCAUCCUGACUGCAAAUGUUCCCCGCUACGCCUGCUGGCUGAUGGAAUCAGACGUCAAGCAGUCAGAACAAGCCCUGCAUCUCGCUAUGAAAGAGGGUGGCAGUUAUCUGGGAGCUUCUCUGACUGAAGCAGAUGCUGCUUAUGUGUUCUCCGGUGGCCAGCUCUGCUCACCUGAGGAAGGUAAAAUCAGGUUUUUCUCUGAGGGACUCCUGUUCAUCCACUCUCAAUGUGGGUGCAUCACUCUCUCGAAGGAUCACAUUCGUAGAAUCAUCUUUUAUAUCCCGGACUCCUGCAGUGUGGGCUCUCUGUUUGUAGAGUAUGAGAGCAGCCUGUUCCCACACCUUCCGUUCCCUCUGCACAGCUCUGAUCAGUGUCUGCUCUUUGCUCUUCAGCCUAGAUCUAAGAGCUACAAGGCCUUCUUUGCCAAGGUUUUGCCAGUGUGGAAAGAUCCAGAAGCUGGAUUUGGCCUGCAGCUGUUGGACCAAGAACAGCUGUCCUUGAACCAAAGAAACAUGCACACCAGAGUCCAGAAGCUACAUGACAGCCAGGAGCCGCCCGUUGCUAAGCGCAGAGACAACCUCAAGACUUCACACUCCAAGCUGCCAGAGCAGGAAAUGUUUCUGCAGCACUUUGCUUUGAGCAGCAUCGGCCAGGAGCCCGUUCUGUACGACCACCUGGAGGCGCUGUUCCCCUCUGCAGAGCUCACAAACCAAGGCCAUGAGAAGGGAGACAAGGUUAUGAUUAACAUCAUCACUGGACUGCCAGGAAGCCAUAAGAACAUCCUUUCUUACUUCUUAGUGGACCAAACCAAAGAAGAUGGAAAGUGGGUGGUGUAUGAACCCGACAGCUUCUCAACCUCACACCUCCAGCAGUAUUUGUCGAGCUUCCUAGAGAGCCGAGGAGGACGAGGCAAGCCUCGCCUGUUGCUGCUCACACCCGGAUACACAGACGUUCUGGAUGUGGUCCAGGCUGUGCUGUUCCACCCAGAUGCGGCCGUCCGGGCUCGUUUCGCCGUCGGUGCCGUCACAGCCUGCGUGAACCCGCUGGCGUCUUGCAUGGAACACCGGUUUGCUUUUCCCAAGCUGUUGGAACAGUGCAGUCAAGGUAUUGUGAGUACAGUGGUGUUUACGGGGCUGACAGCGGAGCAGAAGCACCCUCUCAUGCAGCAUGUUCAGCAGUUGGUACGCUCCGCUAACCCCACCGCUGCCUUCAUACCGGCGGAGAGAGGAGCUGUCAUCAGGGACGAAGAUGUGAGCCUGAUACUGUCUGAGAGCAGCUUCGGCGAGCCGCAGAUGCUGAGAGCGCGCUACGUCCUCUACCCUGGAUGGUGCAAAGGACGCUUCUUCUCUGGCUCGGGGACGGUGAGCGUCGCCCAGCAGCGUGUGGCUUUCAGCCGACCUCUAGAGAGGCCUCUGUUUGUCAUCCACUGUAAAGCAAUCAAGUCGUCAUUAAAGUCGAGUCCAUUCAGAGGAAAUGUUUACAACAUUUGGGGGAAAGUCAAAUUUUCAGACUCGGCUGGAUUGAUGGAUGUGCGCUUCAAUGCAGUUAGCGGGAGUCUGACCAUCAUCCCGGACAAGACCCCACUCCACAAAGAGACCAGCCCCUCCUGCUAUCUGACCUUCGACGGGGUUGGUCUCGUCCAGGACGAGCUGAAGGCCUGGUUGAGACUCUGCACCAAACAGAAGCAGGCCAAGAAAACAAAGAAGACUCCAAACACCCUGUCGACACAAGAAAUCCAGAGCAUACACGUGGCCCGACACUUGGAUCCACUACCACCAGGUUAUUUCUACAAUGGCUAUCAAUACGUUGACAUCUUCGGAGAAAAAAGGAGCUUCCAUCCCAACAUGGAAGAGUUCAUUAAAGAAUACAUCUCUGAGGCCAACGAAGAGAUCGAGCAGUUCAACCGUCAGCUGGAGCUGCAAGAGGAGCCUGACUUGUUUGGUCCAUGAUAGAGUCUGUGUUUGAUCGCGUCGCCUGUUGGUGGGCGGGGCGGGGCGGGGCGGAUACACAGCACCAGUUUAAUAGUUUUCAAUGAGUAAUCCCACCACACGCACCUACAGAAGGUGCCGGUUCAUCGGAUUCAUUCCAUUUGUCUGCUAACAUCGCCACUUUUUUUCGUCUUUUUUUUUCUUCUUCGAGUGCCCUCCACUCCGUCAGGUGAGGCAGCGACCGCCUGCCUCGCAAUAAGCUCUGAACGAAACAGCAAGUUGUUGUCAUUCGGAUCGAAAUACAGAUGGACCCGAAACCAAAACACGACCUUAAACUCGACAUGAUUACGGCACAAAGCCUGCGAGCUAUGGCACUUUCACAACCGAAGGGGGAUUUUCAAUCACACACUCUCACAGCUUGAGCAUUUCUGUUUGUCACAGUCGGCGAAUUAAUGCGUCUAUUUCUGGGUUGGCUUGAAUAGCCGUACGAUCCUGGUAGGCUCCCUGGUGGGGUUUCUCAAGAAUCGCUCCUCCUCUGUUGUCACCCAAUCCGCCGUCCACCUGUUAGCUUGUUCGCGAGCCACGCUGGAGCAGAGGGAGCGUUUGGUCGCGGAGUGGUAAACAUUAGAAAGCUCGACGGCUCAACACUACUGUUUGUCACGUCUCUACAAGCCAUCCCCGGCUUUAUAAAAAAAAAAAAAAAGACAGACACCCUCCAGGAGAUUCUAAUUGUACAGUACUUUAAAUUGAUUAAGAGUCUAAAGCGAGGUUUAGUCAUUUUAUACCAGCUGUAAGCUGUCAAAAACACAUGGAGUCACACAGAUGACAUUUCCACUUGACAUAUUUAUUCUGUAAACACUUCAGCCAGUUCAUUAAAGCGUUCUUUCAAAUAGGAGAGACAGAUCAGUGGUGCUUUUUCAGAAGGCUGCAGUAUGUAACUUUUAAAAACAAUAUGUUAUUUUUUUUUUUUAUUUGUUAAGUCUGUCAAUAUGUCAUGACUUUAUAAAAUGAGACAGAAAAACUUGAGCUCCUCUGCCUUCUUCCUGUGGUUCUUCUGCCAUCUGCAGAAACUGCUCUAGGUCAGAAGCAACCAAUCGAAGCAAGGAGGAGGGGCUCAGCGCAGUCAAUCAUGCUUGUGUAGUGAUGGUGGAAAAACAACUAAACUUUACAGGAAAACAGUUUCUAGUGUGCUAACUAAUCUUAACAUUCGCGGCAGGCUGAGUUGUGGGGGUUCUAGCUGUAGCAUAGCAAAGAGCAAGGAAGAAAUUGUGAGCAGCACAUUGACAAGUGUGAUUGACAGUGGUAAGACCCUCCUCCUGGUUUUGACCUAGCAGUUUAUUUCAGCAGAUGGCAGUAGGACCACAGGGUGAAGACAGAGGAAUUUGUGAGGUUGAACAGAUUUUCUGUCUUAUAUUAGGCUGUCAUGGUGACCGUUUUCACAAAUAUGUGAAUAAAUACAUACUAUUUCUAAAAAGAAAAUACUGCAAAAAUUGGUGUCAACAUAUUUGGGCAAAACCUUGAUUUACGUUCAUAAAUGGUUAAUGUUAGAUACACAUUAGUGGAGCAUAGUUAAAGGCUUAGUCACAAAGAUUUGGACUUGACGUCCUUUUUAAGUGAGUUGCUUUGCUGCUGUUUGCUCUGUGAUUGAAUACCACGUUGAUGUCACAUGCAUGUCUUUGAAAUUGAAGAAUUUCCAAACCUGUGUUUUGCUGGUCCUGCACAGGCUUUGGAAUUCUACAACGUUUGAGAAAGUGGAUAUAAUAGGCGCAGAAUUCACCCGUGAACAUGUGCUGGUAUUUGUGUGGCCACAUAGUAACAUAGUGUAGACACUCUUGAAUGAUAAACUCUAAAACUCGAUUUUUUAAAAUAGUAGUAGGAAUCUUCCAAGUAAAGAUGCACCAUUCAGAAAUUUGACAGUUUUUUUUUGUUGAUCUCUGGGUUUUGGAAAACUUUGACCUGCUGAUACGGCAUUAGGCUAACGACAAUUUGUCUUUAGCCACGAUGAUAUGAGAUGGUAGAACAAUAUCAAAAAGCCAUUACUGUUAGCCGUCCUCACAUAAGGAGACUCUAUAAAUAUAUCACAACCAACACAAAGUAAUGAUUGCGUUGACAUUUUGACCUUGGUUAUUUUGGCGAUUAGUGUGAAUUACAUGGCUAACAUUGUGAGAACGGCAAGCGUUCAGAUUCUGACCUUACGCCAGACAUUUUUAUCGAUAAGUCUAUCAACAUUUAAACAGUUUUAAAGCACAAAAGUUCUUUGUGGUUCUGUUCAGCCUUCCUGUUAUCUGUUGAGCCUCUUGCUUUCUCACAGACUCAACAAACAACCCAAAUGUUAGCAAGCUGAAAGAAAUACAGUCUCCUUAAACUAAUUAUUAUUAUUUUUUACAUUAAUUUGACUUUAAGACUUCACAGUGAGUGGAAAUAGGUAACUUUAACCCUUCUCCACACAGUAACACCUUCCACACUGAGCAGUACUAACAGUACACCUGUCACUAACUGGGGAAAGAUUCUUGAGUCUAUCAGAUCACGAUAAACUCCCAAUUUCUCCGUGCAUCUCUGCUUUCGAUAGUAUCGGAAGAUUUAAAGGCAUACAUUCAAAAUAGAGUUAAUGUAAUAAGCAGACUGCACCUUUUAGUCAGGAGGCUAAUAAAAGCAGCCUUGGGAUGUCAAGUUAGAUUAAAUUCCGUCUUUCACUGUGAAAUGUUCUCAUUUGGUGAAGCUUUCAUACAAAUGUGUAUGGAAACCUGUUAAAUGAGCAAAACGUAAUUAAUAUCGCUAGCUAAAAGUCAACGUGACCCUACUGGCCCCAUGAUUUCUCUCCUUAAAGUGCACUCUGGUCUGUAGAAGCCAUAUCCUUUCAUUCUAGUGGUGCUCCAGUCCUUUUGUCAAGUUAUUAGACUACAGAAAAGCAGCUAAACUUCACCAUUAUCUACCAAAAAUUUACAUGGAGAGGAGCUCGUUUCAUAUUUCUUCUCUUAACCAUCCUCUACUUGAUAAAAGUGCAAUUCCUCAGUGUGUUUUUAUAUGUGAUGCCUCUUUAAGGACGAAGAUGAAACAAAUGAGCUGCUGAAUUCUCCAGCUCCCGCCGCUGGUUUUCUGUUCUUUGCUGCCACCGCUGCUCACAUGGCAAAAUCGAGGGCUUUGUUGCAAUUAAAUACCACUGGGGGGAAAAAAACCAAAACGAUAAGUAUUACCUCAGCUCACAACGGAUGGGACAAAAUUCCAACAGAUUACGGAGCUUUUUCAGAAAUGGUACAGGAUUAUGUAGAACCUUAAUCCUUUGGUGACAAAAGGAUAACUUGCAUCUAAGCUGGAUCCCCGCUUGAACAUUUCAACGAUGCACUCCGGGAGGCUGUCUGUUUUCAGCAACAGUUGGCAUAGUUGUGAGUUUAUGUAAUACUGCAGAGAGUUACCUUGAUUGACAGCGAGGUGGUUGGGAGGCAGAUGCAUGGGAGACCGUUGGCAGACCUUUGAACCCGGCUGUGGAUCAAACGGUAGGGAGCCCGAGACCCCAGUAAGUCCUUAAAGAGACGGGGUUCUGCUACACGUUAGUGAUAUUUAAACAGAAUUUCCACUAACCGAUAUAUAGACUCAUUUAUCCAUGGGUACUAUCGCAACUCUUGUGUGUAGAUUUGCAUGUCGAGAUGUCAUUUGAAUAUUACAAUACAUAUACUUGGAUUUUCCUUCUUUUUUAAAAAAAAAUGCCUUUCACCAAACUGGUACAACGAAGCAAAGAAAACUCACGUUUAUUUUACAUAUCUGCGAAGAAUUUGAAUUUACCUCAAAGCAACAAAUAGUAUUUUUGUAAGACUGUGAAUUGAACAAAAUGGUUUCCUCACGCACAAGCUUCAGCAGAAGUAAAGGCAGAUGCAAAUCUUUUGUAGAAAAGCGCACACACGCACAAAAACAGCAACAACAAAAAAAAAACUGACAAGAAUCUGAUCAGUUGUGAGACGUCAGGUUUCUCUGAUCCAGCUGUGCCUUGGCUACAGCUAAGAAAAGCAGAGAUUAAAGCUGCUUUCAGAGCUUCAUCCUUCUCCCCGUGACAGGGAAAGGAGGUGCUGUCAGGCAAGAAUCUGUCCUUCAACAGUGUUGGUGAAAGGAAUCCAUGGAGUCGCUCUUUAAAGCGGUGUGUUUUAUUUACAAAGCCGGAGGGCGAAAGUGGGCGAAGUCACACAGCGAGGCUGCUGGCAGGCUCGGGCUCAAAUCAGGUGUACUUUUCGAAUUUGCGAAAAUCUCCAACAAAAGAAAAAUAAAUAAAUAAAGACAAUAAAAAAAAUCGGGUGAUCCCUGUUUAUUGAGAAUCGGGAGCCCAACUGAGCCCUCCACAAGCCUCCAACGGGUGACUGCUUCACAGCUCUUCGGCAAACUGAGCGCUCCUUUGUUUCUGUCUUGUGUGCUGUAGCUGAAGUUAUAGGACAAAAACGAAGUUUGGUGUCAAUUGGUUCUACAAGGUUGGGAAGGAAUUGUGGUAUCCUUGUAACUACAGUUUGAGAAAAUGUUUUUGGAAUUUAUUUUCUACUUUUAAAGAUUGGCUUUAGAGGGAUAGUUAAGAUUUUUAAGUGAGAUCUGAGAAGUUAGUGUUAGCUUCCUUAGCUAAACGGGUGUCAUAUAUACACCGCGGGUGAUGAUUCUUAGCUCGGGUCCUCUACCAGAGGCCUGGGAGCUUGAGGGUUCUGCGCAGUAUCUUGGCUGUGCCUGAUGUUGUUCCUGGGAUCUGUUGUAGCCACUGUUCCAGUUUGGGGGUGACUGCCCCGAGGGUCCCGAUGACCACAGGCACCACUGUGAUCUUCACAGAAAUAGUUUUCUGGGGGGAGAAAUUGGUAAAAUCUCACCUCCUGGGGCACCAUUAAUGCCUGAACCGCCUCUAUAACUGAAAGCAAUUUCAUGAAACAUCACUUCAGAAAAUCUGAACUAUCCCUUUAAAACUCUACAGCAGUUUGGCAUGUGCCCACUUGUUAACAAGAUGGAUAUUUUUAUGGUAUUUUUAAGUGUUUUGGGAAAAGGCAGCUUGAAAAUGGAUUUUUACCUCCCAGAAUAUUUUAGUAGCCUAAAGGGAACAUUGAUGCUAAUUGUUCAGACUGUUCUGUCCUGGUAAGGUUAAAAGAAAAUCACAGGCUUCACAUCCUUACAGUCAUCCCAGGAAAUGGAAGGUUUUUGCUCAGGUUUAAUGUGAUUAACUUACCUAAGAUUUCAUAUUUGUACGACCAAACUUAAGCGUUACCGAGGCGUACGGAGGUGAAAUUGUGCUUGAAAUAUUUGAUGUGUAGCCUCACACAGACUGGUUGAAAAAAAAAAAAAAAAACUACAACCAUGCUGUUAUAGAUUUUAAGGAACAGUCAUGAUGGAAGUCAGCGGUUAUUUGAUGUCAUGACGGCGGGAUUAUAUCUAUAUUUAAAAUAAAGGGCUAAUUUCUUUUUCAACUUUUACAAAAAAUAAAUAAAUAAAUAAAUAAUUUCUUGUUCUCUAUUGUCAUGAAAAGCAAAGUAACUUUUAAAAGUGCCAAACUGACUUCCAGAUUUUAUUCGAAGGGUUCGCGAGGAAAUGAGCUAAAGCGACUUGCGUUUGCACAAAACUACUGUAACUUCAGUUUUUCCUCCUGUGACUGAUGCUUUUCUAAAUUGACUGUUGUAUUUAUUGCACCACAUAACUAAUAAAGAUAUUUAUAUGCCA